AUGUUCACCACAUUGAAAGCGUUGACCAUUCUCGCUGUCGUCACGAUGGCGGCCGCCUCUGGCGAUGUCAUUGGCGACACCGAAGCUAUAUGUGGCACCGAUCAAUCUCUGGCGUCGGUGGCCCUAAAGGACUCCGAGACGACAAAGUAUCAAUUGGCGCAAGCCGUUGCCCGCCUCAAGAUCAGCGGGGGGUGGUGCACCGCCUGGUUGUGGGGAUCAGAAGGCCAUUUGGUGACCAAUAACCACUGCAUUGGGUCCGCCGCCGACGCUGCCACGGCCAUCGCCGAGUUCGGCGCCGAAUGUGCAACGGCCACUGACCCUAACAACGGCAUCAAGGGGGCAUGCGUCGGCACCUACGUGUCCAACAGCUCGACGUUGAUCAUCACCGACCCCACGUUGGACUUUACGUUGGUCAAGCUGAACGUGAACCAUGGCAUCAACAUUACCCAGUUCGGGUACUUGCAGGCCCGCGACUCAGCCGUGCACAUGAACGACCCGAUCUACAUCACAGGGCACCCUGGUGCCAAACCCAAGCGCAUCACAUACUUGAGCGACGACGGAAAGUCCCCCCGCAUCACCAACACGUCCACCUCGUCGCUGUGUGGGGAACAAGACACGUUGGCGUACAACGUCGACACGGAAGGGGGCUCGUCUGGCUCGCCUAUACUUGGCGCUCUCGACAACAAGGUCGUGGCCCUGCACAACUGCGGGGGGUGCACUGCCACGGGGGGUGCCAACACGGGCAACAAGAUCGAAUUGAUCAUCAAGCUGUUGAAGUCCAAGAACUUGUUGCCCAAGGAUGCUGUAGCCGGGGACCGCUGCUAAAUGUAGUGGUUAUUGUACUUCGUGAUCGUAAUUCGCGCAACGGGCACUGCGUUCCCACUUGUCGAACCUUGUUUGUUGACUCGAACUACUACCGGGUAGUAACGUUAGAGAUGUAAUGUGUAAUGCCCGCUGGCACUUUAUGAGUUGUACUCAUGGUGGGUAUAUAACCUGACACCAG
Molecule: messenger RNA, 1003 nt
Organism: Aphanomyces astaci
Lineage: Eukaryota; Oomycota; Saprolegniomycetes; Saprolegniales; Verrucalvaceae
Exons: 1
Coding region: 1-825 (274 amino acids)
Source: RefSeq, a predicted model, not a curated record